AUGAAUAAUUCAGUAUUUGGAAAAACAAUACAAAACAUAAGGAAAAGACAGAAUAUACUUCUUAUUGAUAAUCGUAAGAAAGCUGUCAAACUAACAAGUCGUCCAAACUUUGAUAGAGUAACAAUAUUUGAUAAAAAUCUUAUUGCUGUUCAUAUGAAGAAGACUGAAGUUUAUUUUAACAAACCAGCAUAUGUUGGUCAAGCAAUUCUAGAUUUAUCAAAAACAUUAAUGUUUGAUUUUCAUUAUAACUACAUUAAAAAGAAAUAUAAAGAUAAAGCUGAGUUAUUGUUUACUGAUACGGACUCAUUGAUGUACCAAAUUAAAACAGAUGAUUUUUACAAAGAUAUAUCCCGUGACAUACUAACCAAGUUUGACACUGAUUAUCCUCCUGAUCACGAAUCUGGAAUACCAACAGGAGUUAACAAAAAAGUAAUUGGGAUGUUUAAAGAUGAAGUAGCAGGAAAACAGAUUACUUGUUUUGUUGGAUUGCGUCCCAAACUUUACAGUUUUAGAAUUGAAGAAGAUAAAGAAGUACGUAAAUGCAAAGGAAUAAAGAAAAAUGUUGUAAAAAAGAAAUUAGAUUUUGAUGACUAUGUUCAAUGUUUAUUUUUGGGCAAAAAACAAAUGAGAAAAAUAAAAAUAAUAAGAAGUGAAAAUUAUGAUAUAUAUUCAAAAGAAGUUAACAAAGUAGCUCUAAGUAAUGAAGAUGAUAAACGCGAAGUACUCUUGGGAAAAGUAAAAACGAUAGCUUUAAGGUAAUAAAGUAAAAAUAAUAAAUGUCAUAUACAGAAGAUCAAAUAAAGCAAUAUCUAGAAAUAUUGCAUAAUUAUACUUGUCAAACUGUAGAGGAAGUGGAUAAUAGUAGAAAAGCUAAAUGUUGUAAUUGCCAAAGUGAUAGUUUUACUAUUGAUUCUGGUUAUAAAAUCUGUGAUUACUGUGGAGUAGCAAACGGUCAUGUAUUAGGUUUUUACGAUGUUAAAGAUUACGAUAGAUUAUAUUUUCGAAAAAAGAGUAUUUAUCAGAGAAAGUAUCACUAUGAGAAAAAGGUUAAUCAAGUUUCUAAAAGAAUAAACCUAACUGAUGAACAAAAAUAUGAACUUUACAAUAAACUAAUGACAAUAGACAAUAAUGUUAUGGAAAUACUAAACAAGCAAUACUGUAGAAAGAGAAUGAUAAGUAUUUUUUAUUUAAUCAAAAAACUUUUGGAAGAAAUGGGUUGUGAAAAGAGCAAACUAGUUUAUCUUAAGAUUUCUCCACAAACUUUAGAGAAUUAUGAAAAGUGGUGGGAUAGUUAUAAAUCACUCAACAACACCUCUGUGAAAAAACCAAUAAAUAAUACCAGUUAG
Molecule: messenger RNA, 1346 nt
Organism: Porites lobata
Lineage: Eukaryota; Metazoa; Cnidaria; Anthozoa; Scleractinia; Poritidae
Source: the annotation of a GenBank genome assembly